Molecule: messenger RNA, 1023 nt
Organism: Triticum turgidum subsp. durum (durum wheat)
Lineage: Eukaryota; Viridiplantae; Streptophyta; Magnoliopsida; Poales; Poaceae
Source: the annotation of a GenBank genome assembly
AUGGCGAGCAAGUCCGGCAGCGGUGUGGCGGACGAUGGCAGCUACGAGUACGAGGAGGAGUCGGUGCAGACCGCCCGCGGGAUGAAGCUCUUCACCUGCAGAUGGCUCCCCCCCAAGGGCCAGAUAGUCAAGGCCCUCGUCUUCCUCUGCCAUGGGUACGCGGUGGAGUGCAGCGUGACGAUGCGGGGGACGGGGGUGCGGCUGGCGCAGGCCGGGUACGCCGUGUACGGGGUGGACUACGAGGGCCACGGCAAGUCGGAGGGGCUCCAGGGCUACAUUCCCUCCUUUGACCUCCUCGUCAGCGACACGGACGCCUUCUUCACCGCCGUCGUCGCCUCCACGGCCAACACGGACCUCCCCCGCUUCAUCCUCGGCGAGUCCAUGGGCGGCGCCGUGGCGCUGCUCCUCCACCGGAUGCGCCCGGCGUACUGGACCGGCGCCGUCCUGGUCGCCCCCAUGUGCAAGGUACGCGUGCAUGCUAUCGCUGACGAGAUGCGGCCGCAUCCGGUGGUGGUGAGCGUCCUCAAGCUGAUGACCAACAUCAUCCCCACGUGGAAGAUCGUGCCGACCACGGACGUCAUCGACGCCGCCUACAGGAUGCAGGAGAAGCGCGACGAGAUCAGGAACAACCCCCACUGCUACCAGGGCAAGCCGCGCCUCAAGACCGCCUACGAGCUCCUCAAAGUCAGCCUCAACCUCGAGAACAACAUACUCUCAAAGGUGUCGUUGCCGUUCCUUAUCGUUCACGGAGGCGACGACAAGGUGACGGACCCGUCGGUGAGCGAUCUCCUCUACCGGUCGGCGGUGAGCCAGGACAAGAAGCUCAACCUUUACCCGGGCAUGUGGCACGCCCUCACCUCCGGCGAGAGCCCUGAAAACAUCCACACCGUCUUCCAAGAUAUCAUCGCAUGGCUCGACCAAAGAUCAUCCCCGAAAUCAUCAUCGUCGGCGGCCGCCUUGGACUUGUCAUCGGAGAUGGAACAGAAGGCCAAGCACGACGAGCAGAAUUUCGACAAGCAAUAG